Molecule: messenger RNA, 5267 nt
Organism: Coregonus sp. 'balchen'
Lineage: Eukaryota; Metazoa; Chordata; Actinopteri; Salmoniformes; Salmonidae
Source: the annotation of a GenBank genome assembly
AUGGACUGUAACCUGGGGACUGUUGAGAAUAGUGCUGCUCGUUUGGUAUAAACAGGUUCCAGGAGGAGUCCCACAGUACGUGUUAAGGUGGUACCACACUGGUUGGAGCUCUGUAGAAUAUGGUUCUGGUUUCUCCUCUCCUAAAUUCCCAUCUAAUCAUCAGUCUAAAUCAGAUUAUCGUUUGAUUAUUAACACUGUGGAGGAGACAGACUCAGCAGUUUAUUACUGUCAGACAUAUGACAGCUCUGUUAAAGAGCACGUAUCACAGUGAUAUACACCAUGACAAAAACCUCCUCCCCAAAUACACUCACUUCAGCUUUAUGCGUGGCAGAGGGGUGAACUCUAAGAAACAGAGUUUGAAGUUGAUCAGGGAUUAUUAUAACAAUAUAUAUAUAUAUAUAUAUUUUCACCUUUAUUUAACCAGGUAAGCCAGUUGAGAACAAGUUCUCAUUUACAACUGCGACCUGGCCAAGAUAAAGCAAAGCAGUACGAUAAAAACAACAACACAGAGUUACAUAUGGGGUAAACAAAACAGUCAAAAAUACAACAGAAAAUAUAUAUACAGUGUGUGCGAAUGUAGUAAGUUAUGGAGGUAAGGCAAUAAAUAGGCCAUAGUGCAAAAUAGUUACAAUUUCGUAGUAACACUGGAAUGAUAUAUGUGCAAAAGAUGAUGUGCAAAUAGAGAUACUGGGGUGCAAAUUAGCAAAAUAAAUAACAACAUGGGGAUGAGGUAGUUGGGUGGGCUAAUUUCAGAAAGGCUGUGUACAGGUGGAGUGAUCGGUAAGCUGCUCUGACAACUGACGCUUAAAGUUAGUGAGGGAGAUAAGAGUCAUGACACAAUGGGAGAUCUGGAAAUGGAAGAACCAUCGAUCCCUACAUGUCAAAAAUAUUAUAAGACAUUGUCUGAAAGGAAACUGAUGUUGGCUCUCUUGGUGUCAUCAUCAUCAUCAUCAUCAUCAUCAUCAUCAUCAUCAUCAUCAUCAUCAUCAUCAUCAUCAUCAUCAUAUCACCAUCAUCAUCAUCAUCAUCAUCAUUAUUUCACCAUCAUCAUCACCACCAUCAUCAUCAUCAAGUCAAGACUGCAUCAUAUAGAUAGUGCUUUAACACAUGGAUUCAAAAGGACCAGACACCAACAGCAGAAUAUGAUGCUAUACUAUAUACUGUUACUUCAUAAAGAGAAACUCCAGAAAAUCCUGAGAUGUUUCUAGUGAGAGUGAAGCUCUGUCCGAAUGGGAUGUUUCAGUUCCUGUCCUCUCAGUAGUGAGAGUGAAGCUCUGUCCGAAUUGGAUGUUUCAGUUCCUGUCUAGUGAGAGUGAGGAGGUUUUUGUACGGCUGUGUAUACAAACUGAAUCACUGUGGUAUUCGGACCAGGAACCAAGCUAAUUGUCACUGGUGAGUACCCUUUCUUUCAGUCAGAGGUAGAAUUGAAUGUGAAGGAUACAUAAAGUUGUAUCAACCUUUAAAAUGUUGGUCCCACGUUAUAUUAAAUAAUGAUACAACCAUGUAUAUGGUAGUUACAGACAAUGUUAUAACAUGAUUAAUUCCAUUGUAGGCUACUAUAUUACAGUUGGUAAUUCUGUUUGCUGGUUGACUAAGUAUGAGGAUAUGCAUUUGAUUGUAUCCGUCAUUCAGCACAUCUGACUACUUGAUUAUGUUUAAACUUAGAGAUCUGAACUCAUUAUCCACUUGCACAGAAAUCUGCUUUACCUCCGCAAAGUCACAAAUUGAGAGUUUCUUAGAAAGUUUCAAAAUAAGACAAGCUGCAAACAGACAUAAUAUGAGUAACAUGUAACAAUAGAAUUACAUGGUUUUAGUGACUUUUAAUUUUAUGAGCCCAAAAUGAUUCUUGUUUGUAGUCUUUGAGAAAAUGUUGAAUUUUUUAUUCUACAGUAUAAUGCACACAACCCUGUUUCAUUUUACUAACAUAUCAAAUUAUGUUGUGUAAUGUUUCUUCUGCUCAUUCCAUUGGUCCAGGCUCUACCCUCCCUCCUCCUGGCUUGACCAUCCUCCCUCCGUCCAGUGGUGAGUUGAAGUCCAGCAAAGUCAUCCUGGUGUGUUUGGCUAGUCAGAUGGCCAUGGGCUACGCUGAUGUGAGCUGGACAGCGGGAGGGAAUCCGGUCACCAGCGGCAUCGCUACGAGUGGCCCCGUGCCGCAAGCCGACAAGACGUUCCGACUCAGCAGCUGUCUGACCGUUGACACGUCAGAAUGGAACCAGGUCAAAGUGUUCUCAUGUAAAGUCACCGCGGGCUCCAAGUUCUGAAUAUAGACACUAACUGAAUGUCAAGUCAUCCUGAACCAGUGUGUCUGCAGUAGGAGAACAUGCCAUGCUUGUGUUUUACACAAACCCUUCACAUAUUUAGUAGAAUGUUGUCAUGAACAAUUACACCUAGUUGUCACAAACCAUGAAUCAUAAAGUGAUAUUCCAGAUGGUCCUUUCAGUCCUAACAAAAGACUCCAUGUAUCAGAUCACCUCCAUGAUAGUCAGACCCCUGGUUUACAGUAGAGACAUAUUACAUCAGCAGUCAUUUAGUGAUAUACUGUUAGUUCAGAUAAUGUGUGGUCCAGAUAAUAGUAUAACAAUAUUAUUAUUAAACAUAUUGUGACAUGAUGAUAUAGAAAACUUACUAACAUAACUCACAUGGAACAAAAUACUGCUCUUUCAGUGUAACCAAGAUGAUCCCAUAUGAUUUUUGUUAGUCCAAUCUAAAAUAUAAAUAUUUUUGAUAGUUUAAUAGUUACAGUAAUUUAAAUUCAUCAGAAGUCCAUCUUCUCAGAAGCUGAUAGGCUGACAUGGUUCUCCCUGUGUGGCUCCUUAUAGGUGGGUCCUGCAGCCUCUCCUCUCCUCACACUCCAACCCUGCUCCUCUCUCAGCUGGACAGUAAGGGCUGUUCACACCACACACUGACAACAUGCUGGGGACACUCUGCACUCUCAUCACCGCUCUAACAUGUAAGGAGUCUGACUUCCUGGAGGUUUUACUUCAUGUUUUAUUAAUAAUGAGUCUGUAUGUUUCUCUUCACUACAUGUCAUCUUCUUAUUUCCCAGGUAUCAGUGGUGUGACUGUGGUGACACAGAAGCCUCCUGUUGUAACCUGGGGACUGUUGAUAAUAGAGACGGCCACUAUGGACUGUAACCUGGGGACUGUUGAUAAUAGAGACGGCCAAUAUGGACUGUAACCUGGGGACUGUUGAUAAUAGAGACGGCCACUAUGGACUGUAACCUGGGGACUGUUGAUAAUAGAGACGGCCACUAUGGACUGUAACCUGGGGACUGUUGAUAAUAGAGACGGCCACUAUGGACUGUAACCUGGGGACUGUUGAUAAUAGAGACGGCCACUAUGGACUGUAACCUGGGGACUGUUGAUAAUAGAGACGGCCACUAUGGACUGUAACCUGGGGACUGUUGAUAAUAGAGACGGCCACUAUGGACUGUAACCUGGGGACAGUUGAUAAUAGAGACGGCCACUAUGGACUGUAACCUGGGGACUGUUGAGAAUAGUGCUGCUCGUUUGGUAUAAACAGGUUCCAGGAGGAGUCCCACAGUACGUGUUAAGGUGGUACCACACUGGUUGGAGCUCUGUAGAAUAUGGUUCUGGUUUCUCCUCUCCUAAAUUCCCAUCUAAUCAUCAGUCUAAAUCAGAUUAUCGUUUGAUUAUUAACACUGUGGAGGAGACAGACUCAGCAGUUUAUUACUGUCAGACAUAUGACAGCUCUGUUAAAGAGCACGUAUCACAGUGAUAUACACCAUGACAAAAACCUCCUCCCCAAAUACACUCACUUCAGCUUUAUGCGUGGCAGAGGGGUGAACUCUAAGAAACAGAGUUUGAAGUUGAUCAGGGAUUAUUAUAUCAAUAUAUAUAUGACACAAUGGGAGAUCUGGAAAUGGAAGAACCAUCCAUCCCUACAUGUCAAAAAGAGCAUAAGAAGACAUUGACUGAAAGGAAACUGAUGUUGGCUCUCUUGGUGUGAUCAUCAUCAUCAUCAUCAUCAUCAUCAUCAAGUCAAGACUGCAUUAUAUUGGAUAGUGCUUUAACUGAUGGAUUCAAAAUACACAGAAUAUGAUGCUAUACUAUAUACUGUUACUUCAUAGAGAGAAACUCUAGAAAAGCCAGAGAUAUUUCUGGAGAGAAUGAAGCUCUGUCUGAAUGGGAUGUUUCAGUUCCUGUCCUCUCAGUAGUGAGGAGGUUUUUGUAUGGCCGUGUAUACAAUCUGAAUCACUGUGGUAUUCGGACCAGGAACCAAGCUGAUUGUUACUGGUGAGUUCCCUUCUAAUGUUUUAAUUUACUGCAAAUGUUUUGUUUCUAAUAUAAUGUUGGUCAGAUAUGUUUUAUGUUUUAAUUCAUAAAAUGUCAUUUAUGUUUACUGAUUUAAUAUUUUGCACCUGCUUUAAUCCUUUCUGGUGUUUGAAAAUUAUUUCUAAAACUUUAAAGUCCAGAAACAUUUUGAUGACAGUGUGAAUGUUUCUGGUUGGUCUGCUAUGUUCAUGUUUUAUCAUGCAUAUCUUGUGUUUCUGUUGUCUAUACAACUCAAUGAAAAGGAGAUCUUUCAUCUCAAAGUGUUUUAUCCAGCUCAAAUUCUCAGAAAUAUACUUACAACAUUUUUUUGUGAUUAUUUGUAUUUUAUAUUAACAAUGUGCACAUUUCGUUCAGCCUUUUGCAUUUUAGUCUUCCAGGAUUGUGAUGUAAUAUUGUAAUUAAUGUAUCCAGAAAUUGCUCUGCCUCUCUGCUCCAUGGGAAAAUAACUUUUUUAACACCGUAUGAUUACUUCUAUCAAUAUAAUUGUGAACAUAAUGAACAGCAGUUCUAUAUUUAAUUGCUGCAUCAGUUUCCUCUUAAUGCAGGGUGUAUUGGUAAUGAUACCAACAUCUACUGAAAUAUAAACUGUUAUCAAAUCUGUUCCCUUCUAAUCCCAUCCAUUGACUAUUUUCUAAUCUAGAUGGAGAUCUUUCUACACCUGCUGUGACCCUGUUCCCUCCAUCCACUGAAGACCUCAAGUCCAGCAGAGCAACACUAGUGUGUCUGGCCAGCAACCUGUCUUAGAGGUCCAAGGGGUUUGCAGAUGUCAGCUGGAUGUCUAACGGUGAAUCAGUGACAGAAUAUGUUUUUACCAGUCCUGCUGAGCAGCAACCAGACAAAACCUUCAAGAUCAGCAGCUAUCUGAUCAUUCAGACUGCAGAGUGGGACAAGGACGUGGUGUUCACAUGUAAAGUGUCGUUGGGGUCAACAUUCUCUGAGAAAGAGAUCAGAAAGACUGGUUGCAGUCUGUAA